Messenger RNA from Taeniopygia guttata (zebra finch), 2548 nucleotides. RefSeq names its product PML-RARA regulated adaptor molecule 1 (gene PRAM1). The record is from RefSeq and is a predicted model, not a curated record. Gene Ontology annotation, biological process: T cell receptor signaling pathway; protein localization to plasma membrane; integrin-mediated signaling pathway. Gene Ontology annotation, molecular function: protein binding. Gene Ontology annotation, cellular component: plasma membrane. Lineage: Eukaryota; Metazoa; Chordata; Aves; Passeriformes; Estrildidae.
CGGCGGGAGCAGCGGGGCAGGCAGGAGGCGGCGGUCGCUGCUGUCCGCCCGUCCUGUGCCCAGUCAGCUCCCUGUGGGACCUCCCAGCAGCCCCUCUCCAUCCCAUCUCAGGCUGGUGGGAUCAGGCCCUCCAAUGCCCCCAGGGUACCCACCGCCCUCCACAGAACCCCCAGGACCACCUCCCUUGGCCCACGACUGCCUGCCUGCCUGCCCCAGCCUUCCCCAUGUCCUCAAACUCUGUCUUAUCCUUAAACCAUCAACAGGCAGGAGACACAGGCACUGCUGGUGGGACACUGUCCCAAAGGGCUGCAGGGAUGUGCCAGUCCUGGAGCACGGACACCAGGACCAGCAGCAGGCCAGAGCACCCCUGCCAGGGUGUCAGACCAUUCCUGCCUCAGAGGCAGCGAACAGGGACACCAGGACAGCUAGGCACUGUGAUGGCUUCUUCACCCUGCCGUGAGGAGCUUCCCCUUGCUUCCCAGAGGAAUUAGGCUCUUCAGCAGAGCUCAUGUCCCGCAUGAAGAGCCUAGUUCCAGGAAGCCAUAAGCCCUCACCCAGCUUUUCUGUGCUCCCACAGAGCUCAGCUGUGCACCCCCUGCACCUCCCCACUCUGCAAGUCCUGUGCAGCUUUUAGACCUGACCUGCAGAGGAAUCCUGGGCCACCACUGGACAAGGACAUUGCCCACCCUCCUGCUCCCAUCCCCUUGCAUCCCGCAGUCAGUUCCCAAAUCUGGGGCUCUCCUUUAUGGCCAGCAGGACUUGGUGGGCUGCAAGUGUCAAACAGCAGCAGAGCCAAACUAGUAGAGUACCAAGAGCUGCUCCUCCUCCUCUUUCUCCUCCUCCUUGUGCGGUCUCACCAGGUCUCAUCAGGCAAAAGCAACUUCCUGGCGUUGCACACAGCUCCUCACCAGCUGUCAGGAAAGAGCUUCUGGUUUCAAGGGAGGAGGCCUCAGAGAGGCUUGUCCAGAAUGCUUCAGGUGGUCUUCAGCAAGGAGGUGAGCACACAGGAAAGCAUCCACUGAUGGAAGAUGAUGCAUCUGGAGGGGAGAGACGCUGUGGUGAGGCACCUUCGGGCAAAGUUCCAACAGAACAGGAAAGAACCUCCCAGCGUGGGUGGCUGGUCAGAGAGUCACCCUGCAGCCUCUCAUGGACCAGAGCCAGGACAGACUGCCAAGGCCUCCAAGGGUGAUCCUCUUCAGGAGGCUCCCUGGAGCAGGAGGGACUGCAACAGGCCUUCUCCACCUCCAGGUCAGAGCCUGGGACAGCAUUCACCUCAUUCUGCCUGUGAGACCCCGGCACGAAUGGUGUGUCGGAAGAAGGGGACAGCUCCAGGUGCCAACUUCCACCCAGUGCCUGCAAAACCUGGAGGAGAUGUGUUGAACAAGAAGGUGGAAGCCAGCUCUGAUCCUCCCCACAGGAAGCCAGCCCAGCAGACAUGGCCACCUGCCAAAGACAAGGGGGCUCCAGUGGUUCUUGCCAAAGGUGCAGCUGCUGCAGCCCCCCUGCUUGCUGUGGGAAGCCCCCAAAGGACAGAGCACCCAGCUCUGCCCCGGAGGAAGCCUUUGCCACCUGUCAGGGCACUGGGAGUGAAGCCAGGCAAGCCCCGGCGCCCUCCUGAUGUGGAUUUGGCAAAGUUCAGAGCAGCUGCACACCCUGGGAAAUCCAUCUGUCCUGCCACAGAACCACCACGGAGUGCUCAGCUGGGUCGCCUGCAGCCAGGCUGUGCUGCACCAGUACCUGCACGGUUCCCUCUGCAGGAUGCUCCGAGUGACACGGGGGAUGAAGAUGAGCUGUACGAUGACGUUGAGCCUGUUGAGCUGGCCAGGAGAAGCCCAGGCCUUCUGCUUCCUUCUGUGUCCCAGCUGCCAGUGUAUCCCUGCCCCAGAGGAGGUGGAAAUGCUGGCCGAGCCUCUAACAGGGUUACCUUGCUGGCAGCUACACUGAGAGAAUCCCAGAUCUCCCAGAAGAUGAAGACCGUAACACUCAAGGCAUACAAGAAGGAAGAGAAAAUGGACAGGGAGUUUCAGAAGAAAUUCAAGUUCAAAGGCAGCAUCAAUGUCCUGACUCAGAUGAUGGUCGACCCUGCAGCGACAGAGAAGAGGGGCGGAGUGAAGAGCCUGCCAGUGAGACGGGGAGAAAUCCUUGAUGUCAUUCAGUUUACAAAUCAGGAGCAAAUCCUCUGCCGGAACAGCCAGAGGAGGUAUGGCUACGUGCCCCGGGCCGUGAUGCUGCCUCUGGACACUGACAUCUAUGACGAUGUUGAGAUUUAUGGCUGAGCUAACCACACUGAGGCCAAAGGCACAAGACAGCACCACAGAGACCUCCCCAAGGGCUGAAACAUCAACAGCACCAGCACCUAGCUCCUUUUGUGAAGGAGCUCUGCUUCCUCUGAGACUGACUGCAAAACCACCUUUUUCUGUUCCUGCCAGAGCAGAACAGUAGCAUGGCUCUCAGCACCUGGAGCUGCACAGAUCCUGUCCCAGAUCCUCGAGUCACACCAUCACCAUAGCUCUGUUUUGUCUUUGUAAAAUACAGAAAUGGUUCAAGA